CCGCGCUUUGGCACUUUCCACGCCCUUCCUUUUUAUUCCCCCCGCCAUUGCGACUGGGAUCCCCGCCCUUCUCGCUCCGACUCCCACCCAUGGCGAACCAAGAGGAAGCCAACCCCCUCCUCCAGCCCCGCUCCGACGCCGUCCCCAAGCCCGAAGAGAGUUCCCCACCGAAGCCCCCGCCGGCCACCGCCGCCAGGAGGCCCCCGCGUUGGGCGGCGAAUGAGCCACCCGUUGGGCGCGGGAGCGUCGUCGGCGAGCCGGUGGCGCGCAACCAGUGGAGCUCCGGCCUUUUCUCCUGCCUCGGCCGCAGCGAUGAGUUCUGGAGCAGCGAUUUGGAUGUUUGUCUUGUUGGGAGCGUUGCUCCGUGCGUGCUUUAUGGAGGCAAUGUGGAGCGGCUUGGAUCUGGUCGUGGGUGGUUCGCGAAUAGCUGCUUCCCUUACUCCACUCUCUUUAUGCUUGGGAAUUCUCUUUUCGGCUGGAACUGCCUGGCGCCAUGGUUCUCUUAUCAUAUCCGUACAGCCAUUCGCCGCAAGUUCCAUCUUGAAGGUGGCUUUGAGUCAUUUGCCAAAACAUGUGGGUGCUGCCAUGGAAUCUUAGAGGAUGAAGAGAAGCUCGAGCAGAUGGAGACAGCCUGCGACUUCGCGACACAUUACUUCUGCCACCCAUGCUCCCUCUGUCAGGAAGGUCGAGAGCUGCGCCGCAGGCUGCCUCACCCUGGCUUCAUUGGGAAACCUAUCUGGGUUACGAUGGCUCCCGGGGAGCAGACCAUGGCUCGACGCGGCGCCUGAAGCUCUCCUAUCAUCUCAUCUGCUGGGUGUCGCAUGAGCUUUGUCGAUGAACCGAGUUGCAGGCAUUAUAUAAACUAGGUUACUUGGUACUUUUAAAUUCUGUAGUGUGCUUGUGAGUCAUGGUGUCAGCUCAGACUGAUGGUUGCCGAGCUAGUAAUGAGUCUGGUCAGAUGCUUGUUGUGUUAAUGCUUUAUGGUAUUGGGUUGCUAUUGUCUGAAUUAUUGCGUAUCUGUAACUGUAGCAACAUUAGCAACUGUUGCAGCAUAUAUAUUUUGUGUUCUUAAAAGCGUUGCUUUGGUUGAUGUCUUUA
Phoenix dactylifera (date palm) is the source of this 1098-nucleotide messenger RNA. Its product is annotated as cell number regulator 8-like. The record is from RefSeq and is a predicted model, not a curated record. NCBI's taxonomy places the organism in Eukaryota, Viridiplantae, Streptophyta, Magnoliopsida, Arecales, Arecaceae.